Messenger RNA from Mucor velutinosus, 1167 nucleotides. RefSeq names its product 3-hydroxyisobutyryl-CoA hydrolase. Bases 1 to 1167 code for a protein of 388 amino acids. Gene Ontology annotation, molecular function: RNA binding; 3'-5'-RNA exonuclease activity. The record is from RefSeq and is a predicted model, not a curated record. The transcript is spliced from 5 exons. Lineage: Eukaryota; Fungi; Mucoromycota; Mucoromycetes; Mucorales; Mucoraceae.
AUGGAAAUCCACGGCCUUGUUGCAGAAGCAAUGAUUCUAGCAAAUGCUUCUGUGGGUAAACGAAUCUAUGAUGGUUUCAAGGACGCUGCUAUUCUCAGACACCAUCCACCUCCUACUCAAGGACAAUUUGAAAGAUUGGUCAAAGCAGCAAACAGCAGAGGUUUCUCAGUCGAAUUCUCUUCAAACAAAGCGCUCGCCAAAUCAUUGGAAACAAUCACUCUGGGAUGCAAGGAUGAUCCUGAAAUUGCAAAGCUACUGAAAACGAUGGCUACCAUUGCCAUGAAUGAGGCAGGCUAUAUAUCUUCAGGCCAUUACCCUGUGAAUCAGUACUACCAUUAUGGUUUGGCUUUGGAGUUUUAUACCCAUUUUACGUCUCCUAUCCGUAGAUAUGCGGAUGUCAUUGCUCAUCGACAGCUUUUGAUGGCUGUUGAGGACCCUACCACAGUAGCAGAUGCAAAAAUGCGUGGCUCUGUUAUGUUCAAAGAUGCUACUAUUGCUGAUAUUUGCGAUAACCUCAAUCUCAAAUCCAGAGAAUCCAAAUUUGCACAAAGGGAUUCCACAGAGCUGUUCCAAAGCCUCUAUGUAUUACAACACACUGCCAACGACACAACCCUUAUCGAACGAGGCGUCAUUUCAGAAAUCAGAUCCAAUGGUUUCUACGUUUUUGUCCCAAGACUCGGUCUGAAGGGUCCUGUAUAUCUCAAAGAUAAAGAUGGUCAAUCACAGGUGCCAUUAUCCUUGGUUUCCGGCAAAGAUUCAGAUGAGAUUAUACCCAAUUGCUCUAUUGAAGUCAGUAUGCCUACCAGUGUCUCUGUGCAUUCUACAGACUUACCACACCCUAUCGAGUUUAAUCUUUUUGAUAAUGUUCGUGUGUCUCUCAAGCUUCGCAAAUCUCACGCUCAUCGACAUAUGGUGUACAUGACAUUGGUUGAUUUAGAGCACGUUGAAGUCAAUGGCAAGAAGGAUACCAACACGACUGUUGCUCCUCGUAUGACAAAUACAGAAAUGAUGCGUGCUAUUGAAGUAGAGGAAGAAGCAUCUAGAGAAACAGAUCCCAACAAGAAAGUGAGCAGCAGAAAGAAAAAGAAGAAUAAUGCCUCCAUGUAUCAAGUACUAGAGAAAUUUAGAAAACUGACAAUCAUUGAGAAUACUAGUGCCAAUGAAUAA